UCUGAACGUCAAUCUCGACUCUAUACACGUGGCCGACAACAAUAAAAUCGGAGAGCUCGGGGAAACGUCGUCGCGCCAUAGACUUCAGUGCCAUUAGACACUUGAGAUAAGCUCCAACGUCUUCGCCCGUUGGCGGAGCUCUUGCGCCCGAUAUGGAUUAUACAGCCCACCUCUACGGUCGGCAGCAAGAAGAGGAUACUGGCAAGCAAUUGCUCGAUCUUCUUCAAGAACCCUUCAGUCAACAGCUUCAAGCUGCCUCACUGUAUUCAGCUUUAGCCACGUCGAUCCCUAUCACAAUCGGCAUCGCCAUCAUCUUUUCGAUCCUACGACCAUACCAUCAGGCCAUUUAUGCCCCCAAGUUGAAACAUGCCGACGAGAAGCACGUACCGCCGCCUAUAGGAAAGGCCCCGUGGUCGUGGAUCACGACAUUAUGGCAGACCAAAGAAGAACAGCUUGUACCAUUGAUCGGUAUGGACGCCACUGUCUUCCUGCGCUUCGUUCGCAUGUGCCGUAAUAUGUUCCUUACCUUGUGUGUCACUGGUGUUGGUAUUUUACUCCCAAUCAACUACACAAAAUGGAAAGAGUACAAGGGUGAUAAAACAGCCAACUGGGUUCUGAAUAUCACCCCCCUCAAUGUAUUUGUUCCGGCAAUUUGGUCCCAGGUCAUUAUCGCCUGGUGCUUCAAUUUCAUCGUCAUGGGCUUCCUUUGGUUCAACUAUAACAAGGUUCUUCAGCUCCGGCGCAAGUAUUUUGAGAGCGAGGAUUACCAGAAGAGUCUUCACUCUCGAACUCUGAUGGUAUUCGACAUCCCCAAGAAGGGCUGCUCCGACGAGGGUAUCGCAAGAAUUAUCGAUCAGAUUGCCCCCAACUCAUCUUUUGCUCGAACCGCUGUUGCCCGAAAUGUUAAGGAACUUCCGGAGCUUAUCGCGCAGCACGACCACGCUGUUCGCAAGCUUGAGAAGGUCUUGGCUAAGUACCUCAAGGACCCCAAAAACGUCCCAGCUGCUCGACCCAUGUGCAAGCCCUCCAAGAAGGACCGAUCUUACGGAACUUAUCCCCGAGGCCAAAAGGUGGAUGCUAUAGAAUACUACACCCAACGAAUUCGUGAUCUCGAGAUUCAAAUCAAAGAAGUACGCGCCACGGUAGACAAGCGAGGCUCGAUGCCUUAUGGUUUCGCGAGUUACGCGGAUAUUGCAGAGGCUCACGGUAUCGCCUACGCUUGUCGUAAGAAGAAGCCUGUCGGUGCCACAGUCAGACUCGCACCUCGGCCCAAUGACAUCAUCUGGGAGAACAUGCCUCUGUACAGCAGCACUCGAGGACGAAGACGGUGGAUCAAUAACUUCUGGAUCACUCUUCUGACUCUUAUCUGGAUUGUUCCUAACCUUGGCAUUGCCAUCUUUCUCGUUAACUUGCAGAAUCUGGGCAAGGUUUGGCCUGCUUUCAGAACCGAGCUCGCUGCCCAUCCUAAGGUGUGGGGUGCUAUUCAGGGUGUUCUCUCUCCGGCGAUCAUGUCCCUGACAUACCUCGUUCUGCCUAUGAUCUUCCGUCGACUCUCAGUCAAGGCUGGUGACCAGACCAAGACUGGACGAGAAAGGCACGUUUUGGCCAAGCUUUACUUCUUCUUCGUCUUCAACAACCUUCUUAUCUUCUCCAUCUUCAGUGUCAUCUGGAGUUUCGUGUCCAACGUUGUCAAGGAUACGACUGGAGAAGUCAAGCAGGAUGUGUGGGAGUCCAUCAAGAAGAACGACAUUGCGUCGUCCAUGUUCAUAGCUCUGUGUAACACCAGCCCGUUCUGGGUGACGUAUCUGCUCCAGCGUCAACUUGGUGCGGCCAUAGACCUUGCCCAACUCUGGCCGCUCGUGCAAGCCUUCUUCCUCAAGAAGUUCUCAAGCCCAACACCCCGAGAGCUUAUUGAGCUCACUGCCCCGCCGCCUUUCGAGUACGCCAGUUACUACAACUACUUCCUUUACUACGCUACAGUCACCAUGUGCUUUGCCGGUAUCCAGCCUCUGGUCCUGCCAGCAACAGCUCUUUACUUCCUUAUUGACUCGUGGCUCAAGAAGUACCUUCUCCUCUACCGCUUUGUCACCAAGACUGAAUCCGGUGGAAUGUUCUGGCGCGUCAUCUUCAAUCGUUUCAUCUUCGCAACCAUGCUUUCCAACCUGGUUGUCAUGUUGACUUGCUGGGUUCGUGGCAAUCAGGGGUCGCAUAUCGAAUUCUACAGUCUGAUACCGCUGCCAUUUAUCAUGAUCAUCUUCAAGAUUUACUGCAACCGCGCCUUUAACAACAAGAUCACCUACUACAGUAUUGUGGACGUUACCAAGACACCCGAGAACGGUGUCGAUCCCAAGGAGAACCGUAUGCGUAGUGAGCGAUUGGCGAACCGUUUUGGCCACCCUGCACUUUACCGACCUCUGAUUACUCCCAUGGUUCAUUCGAGCGCGCAGAACCUUUUACCUGCUAUCUACAAGGGUCGCCUGAGUGAUGGCAGAGAUGUCGAUUCGGGUGAUAUGAUGACAGUUAGUGGUUACUCGGAUAUGGUUUCUCUCGAUCCUAUGCAGAAAGGACGGCCAGGCAAGAGUGCCAACAACGUUCCCGGUUUCGAGUUCGUGUCAGACAGUCAGAUGGACUUUGAGUAUUACAAGAACCGAGCCGAGUUCGCAGAGGACCAUGGUGGAGGCGAGAUCUACGGUCGACCUGGAGAGAUUGGUCGCCCUGGUACACCUGGAUCAGUCGAUGGCAGCGAUUUCUCACGACCCGGCACACCGGUGGGCCGAACUGGUUCUCCCUUUGCGGGUGGAGCAGCUCAGCAGCAACGUCUCAUGUCUCUUGCUAGCAACACGAGCGGCGACACUAGCUAUUCAGCAUACCGACCAGGUGGCGCUCCCAAUACCGGAUUUACACAGCAAAUGACUCUAGGCACAGAGCCCCCCGCUCGUGGCCGCAGUCCUUUGUACUCGCAAAACAACGGAAGCUCAUCGGGCCUCGGAUUAAUCUCGAACGCCGCAGCUCCCGCAUACAGCAAUCUCAGCACGCCAGGCCGCAUGACGCCUGUGCAAUCACCUGGGCCUUCAGUCGGCGCUAUGGGCGGCGGUCCUCAAGGCUACAGCGGUCUUGCACAGAACGAAGAGCCUUCAUACGAUUACUUCCGCGGCAAUAACCGCGCGAGGAGAAACCCCGGCGAGGGAUGGUAGAGACGUUCCGAAAAGGAGACGGUUUCAUUGCAUAAAAUUUGCGAGGCGUUUGGGUAGAUUGGGAAUAGGUCCUUAACGACCUCUUUUGAUUUGAAUUCUAGAAUGAGGUGGACUGAUGUGAGAUGAUCCGGGCACACCUCCAAGAAGAAUAGAAUACUUUGGAUUAUAGCUUUUAAUGCACAAUAGCCCUUACCAUUUCAUAACGGGAAUAUGAUUAAUUUUUCUCAAGAA
Messenger RNA from Fusarium oxysporum Fo47, 3425 nucleotides. RefSeq lists its product as uncharacterized. Gene Ontology annotation, molecular function: calcium-activated cation channel activity. The transcript is spliced from 3 exons. NCBI's taxonomy places the organism in Eukaryota, Fungi, Ascomycota, Sordariomycetes, Hypocreales, Nectriaceae. The coding region runs from base 153 to 3194 and encodes 1013 amino acids. Gene Ontology annotation, cellular component: plasma membrane. The record is from RefSeq and is a predicted model, not a curated record.